AUGGCGCCUCACUCCCGAUCACCUGCAAGCAAGAUACCCGUCAUUGAUGUUUUCGAUGAAAAUUCCAAGCCUGGUAGUGACGCUUGGAUCUCCAGAUGCAAGGACGUUCGAGCAGCGUUGGAGCAAUACGGGUGCUUCUUGGCAACGUAUGACAAAGUUUCUUCACAGCUCCAGGAUGAUGUCUUCCUCUCUUUGCAACAAUUGUUCAAUCUUCCUACACAGAUUAAGGUUCAGAACUCUUCUGAUAAACCUUAUUUUGGUUACUUCAAACACCCUUGCAUCCCUCUCUCUGAAAGCAUGGGCAUUGAUAACCCCACCAUUCUUGAAGGAACUCAAGGUUUCACCAAUCUCAUGUGGCCUAACCGGAACAAAACUUUCUGUGAAAGCAUACAUGCGUACUCGAAGCUGGUGUCGGAACUGGACCGAAUGGUGAAAAGAAUGGUGUUUGAAAGCUAUGGUGUAGGGAAAUACUAUGGUUCCCACAUUAAAGCUACUGAUUAUCUUCUUCGACUUAUCAACUACAGGGUGCCACAUGAAGAUGAACGUGAGAUAGAUGCAUGUCCUGAUCACACUGACAAGAGCUUCAUGACCAUUCUUCACGAUAAUGAAGUUGCAGGUCUGCAGGUGAAAACAAAGGAUGGUGAUUGGAUCGGCGUCGAGCCCUCCGGUUCUUCAUUCCUCGUCAUUGCUGGUGAUGCAUUCUUGGCAUGGAGCAAUGGAAGAAUACACUCCCCGAUCCAUCGUGUGAUCGCAACAGAAGCUGGAAAGGAAAGAUAUAGCCUUGCGUUCUUCUCUUUUAGUGGAGAGAUUAUACAAACGCCCAAGGAGCUUGUUGAUGAAGCUCAUCCGCAGCUGUUUAAGCCAUUUCAUAAUAUGGACUUGCUUCGACUCUAUUCCCUCGACGAUGUUCAGAAAUAUGUCGACUUUAUUUCCCAAGCCAAAUGCGGAGCAUGACCACAUUUAUGUUUUUCUUAUAUAUAUUUUCUUUCUGGGAUUAAA
Messenger RNA from Hibiscus syriacus, 999 nucleotides. RefSeq names its product 2-oxoglutarate-dependent dioxygenase AOP3-like. Gene Ontology annotation, molecular function: dioxygenase activity. The record is from RefSeq and is a predicted model, not a curated record. The transcript is spliced from 2 exons. NCBI's taxonomy places the organism in Eukaryota, Viridiplantae, Streptophyta, Magnoliopsida, Malvales, Malvaceae. Bases 1 to 954 code for a protein of 317 amino acids.